AUGAGGAGGUCUCCAAACAGCAACCCGCCGAUAGAGAAUUUCUGCGUUUACUGCAGCAGCAAUCAGACCUUCUCGUACCUUCGAAAAUGGGACGAGGAGGAGGGAAGUUCGACGAAGGCUUCACCAAAUGAGUACCAAAGGAUUGUUUUGAAAAAAGCAGUCAAAUACAAAUGGGUAAAAAAUUUGUCCUGCGCUGAGUGUUACCUGAAUGUGGUGGAAUACCUACGGAAGGGUGAACGCUCAGAGCAGCUAGGAGGAACAUAUAGGCGGAGAGAUGAAGACGCAGGAGGUGCUUCUCCUUUGAUAGGUAGCACCAACGGGGGAGAGUUCCCCACUGUAAACAGACGUUUUCGCAAAAAUGAAAUGCUCAUGAGGGGGGCAAACUCCUUGGAGAGAAGGAACAGACGGAGAUUUAAGCUGACAUCAUUUGUAGACAGGCAUCACAGUCACGCCAAGGGGGACAAAACAGUUAAAUCCGUUGAAUCGGUUAAAGGGGCUAAAGUGGGUAAAGAGGAGGACUACCUGUUCAAUGCCGCCGCCAGGGCGAAGUACUACCGAAGAGUGUCCAAAGUGUGGCUACGGAGGUUCCUGCGAAAGAGCGGCCCAGUAUAUAAACGUCUGGCAAAACAGCUAAUAAAUUUUCUCGUCAUAAAAAACUUUCAAAUCUUUGAUGUAGAGUUGUGGAACAACUUUUUCAAAAAAAAAGUGACAAAUCAUAUGAACACGAAUUUGUACUUUCUCCUUGGCAAAGAAGGGAGCGAGAAGGAAAGAUUCCUUGAAGAUCUGUUUCUUUCCUUUCCUUUUAUUUAUCCCAGUGAGAGGGUUUAUGUUGUUGACCUGGGCCAGUAUGGGCGAUGUCCAAUCGUGAGUGACUGCAGGUAUGCGGUCCAUUCGGUGGGGACACCUAAUUGGGGGGACUUACCUGUGAGGGGCAGUAGUAUACCUAGCAGUGGGAGCAGUAGUACGCCUAGCAUCGCUCAUGGUGAUACACAAAAACGCAUUCCACACGUGAAUAACAUAAUUUACCCCAAUUUGAGCGAAAUUAUAGAGAAGGAGGAAGCAGUGAGAGGACUGACGCAGAGGAGAGGAUCCCUUCAAGACAUAGACCCCUGCAAUGAAAACCUCGAAUAUAUUUUGCUAGCCGUCACAAGGAUAGCUCUUGUGAAACAGUUCGUUUGGGAGAAGCAGUUCCUCAGGGGGGUAUCAAUGUUGGUAGAGUCAAAUCGACUGGGGACGCGGCAUGCACGUAGAGGAGAGGCUACUAGGAAGUGCCCCCGAGUGGAUAAACGAACCAGGGGACUGAACCUCUUCAACGGGGGCCACUCCUUCCUGUUAAUAAAAAACUUGGACAAACUGAACGACCUGCAGAUGCCCCCCCUGAGGAAAAGCUGCAUCGUUCAGGUGCUUCUCAAAUAUGUGUACCUGUGGAAGGAGCUGAAUUUAAAUGUUCACGCGUUUGUUUUAGCGUCAGAAAGAGGGGGACACAAAACAGAGGCAGGAAACGCAGCAGAGGGGGGAAUAGCAAAUCCCCAUUGUGUGAACCCCUUCAGCGAGUUUCUAUCCAACUGUGCCACGUUUGAAUUCCCCACGUUUGAGUUGCCCCCCUUCCUGCGCGAGGCGCAGAGACGCCAAUACCUGGCCCACCUCUUUAAAGAGAAAGGGGUAAAGUGUUCCAAGGAGGACCUCCAACAAGUAGCGGAAAUAACCACCAGCUUUAGCAAAGCGGACUUGGGAAAGCUGUGCAGAGAUGAGUGUCGAGAGAGGUUUAUUCAUGCGGUGAGGCGAGGAGAAAUGGUACGCAGCACGUCCGUGGGGGGGGGCAAACUGCUCAUGGGCCAACUACCCAAUGUGGGUGAACUACCCAAUCUGUUGGAACAGUCUAAAGGGUUGUGUACCCAGGGGGGGACACCCCCUGAGAGCAACUUCUUCCACAAAACGUUGAAUUUACAGACGGAGUCACAUGCAGUCAUCCGGACGCACGAGAUUGAGUUGUACAAAGGGGAGAAGCGUGAUCAUCGGGAGAAAGUCUCCCACCCGAACGGUGACAUCGAUAGUGGUGUGACGCACGGAUUGGACAGCGUCAUAGCAGAGGAGGAGUUAGUAGGCAAACUGCGGGAAGAGGUGGUGCGCUUCUUCACUUCCACCUGUGAGAAGGAUCACCCAUGUAAGAAGGAUCGUUCGGAACCCCCCACAGGCAUAUUACUCUACGGGAAGAGCGGGUCGGGAAAAACAUUCCUUGCUCAGAAAAUUAUUGACGAAUGCAACUGCACCUCCCUUGUGAUAAACUGCUCCCACGUAUUCAAUAAAGUAAUGGGAGAAUCCGAAAAGUUUCUAAACGAUGUUUUUGUGUAUGCAGGAGGUAGGGUAGGAUCAUGUGUAAUUCUGUUUGAUGGGAUCGAAAAUAUAUGUUAUAACACCAAGGGGUGUUCAUCCCAUGGGAUGAGUAAAUUUAUGGAAAGGUUAAAGUUGUGUUUCUACCAACACUUGGAUAGAAUUCACUUCCAGAACAAGUGGGGAUUGGACAGAAGGAGUGCCGGAAAAGUUCUAAUCAUAGCAACAACAACAGAGCUUACUAAUGUGGAUGAUAAUUUGCUAGUCGAUCAUCGUCUAAGACAUGUGUUCUGCACGAAAGAGUUCCACCUUUGGAGAGACAGUGAUGUGCUCAGACUGGUCCGCAGCUGCCUUCACCGAUGUAACGUGCAUGAGGACAGCUUCGUCCUUUCGGUGGAGUUUGAAAAAUUUUUUAAAGAAUACAUUUUGAGUCGACGAGAACCGACCGAUGGGAUCAGCGUGGAGGACUUUCUCUGGGCCGCCAAAAAUGCCAACAACAGCUGA
Messenger RNA from Plasmodium coatneyi, 2835 nucleotides. RefSeq names its product AAA family ATPase. The record is from RefSeq and is a predicted model, not a curated record. Gene Ontology annotation, molecular function: ATP hydrolysis activity; ATP binding; polyubiquitin modification-dependent protein binding. Gene Ontology annotation, biological process: autophagosome maturation; mitotic spindle disassembly; retrograde protein transport, ER to cytosol. Gene Ontology annotation, cellular component: VCP-NPL4-UFD1 AAA ATPase complex; cytosol; nucleus. Bases 1 to 2835 code for a protein of 944 amino acids. The transcript has 2 exons. NCBI's taxonomy places the organism in Eukaryota, Apicomplexa, Aconoidasida, Haemosporida, Plasmodiidae.